CCUCUCUCUCUCUGUUCUACACAUCUACAAACCACUCUUUCUCUCUCUAAAUAUACUUGCCUAGUUACAUAACGAUCAUAAGCUAUCAAAGUGAUAUAUCUAUACAUCAUCUUAUCUAUCUCUAGAGAAAGAGACACUUGUUGAAGUGAAAAUGGGAUUAGAUGAAGUGGGUGGGACAGGUUUUGUUGUGGGGAUUUUGUUGGGAGUGAUGUUGAUUUUGAAAUGGGGAUUGAAGUGUUUGAAUACAUGGAUUAACGAGAGAGAUUUGGAGGAGUCGAAGAGAGCGCGAUUGCCACCCGGCGAUAUGGGCUGGCCGCUCAUCGGAAACAUGUGGACGUUCCUUCGAGCUUUCAAGUCUAGCAAUCCUGAUUCCUUCAUUUCUAGCUUUGUUGACAGGUUUGGAUCGGGUGGUAUGUACAAAUCAUUUAUGUUCGGGAAACCUAGUAUCAUAGUCACGGUUCCCGAAGCAUGUCGAAGAGUACUGUUUGAGGAUGAUGCAUUCAAGCCAGGGUGGCCAACCGCCACACGUGAACUCAUUGGGAGAAAAUCUUUUGUUUCAAUUUCUUAUGAAGAUCACAAAAGGCUUCGUAAGUUGACUGCAGCACCAGUCAACGGCCACGAAGCCUUGUCUAUAUAUAUGCAAUAUAUUGAGAGUAAAGUGGUAUCCGCGUUGGAAAAAUGGUCACAAAUGGGCCAAAUUGAGGUCUUAACUCAACUUCGAAAACUAACAUUUCAGAUAAUCAUGUACAUUUUCUUAAGUUCGGAGAGUGAAGACGUGUUGGAGGCAUUGGAGAAAGAGUAUACGAAAAUUAAUUAUGGUGUUCGAGCCAUGGCCAUCAACAUUCCCGGUUUUGUGUACUAUUCAGCCCUCAAGGCACGAAAGAAGCUAGUCACCAUUUUGCAAGCAUCGGUAAGCGAGCGUAGGAAGAAGCGAGAAGAAAACCAAGGGAUGUCCAAAAGGGACAUGCUCGAUGCUCUUCUAGAAACUGAAGACGAGAAUGGAAAGAAACUAGACGACGAGGAAAUCAUCGAUACUCUAGUCAUGUACCUAAACGCGGGCCAUGAAUCUUCGGGCCAUGUGACGAUGUGGGCAACCAUCUUUCUCCAAUCACACCCUGAAUAUUUUAAAAUAGCUAAGGAAGAACAAGAGCGUAUCGCAAAGGAUAUGCCUCCGGGCCAAGGUUUGACCCUAAAAGAGUUUCGGCAGAUGGAGUAUCUUUCAAAAGUGAUCGAUGAAACCCUUCGCUUAGUGACGUUUUCGUUGAUGACAUUUCGAGAAGCCAAAAAGGAUGUUGAUAUUAAAGGUUAUCUUAUUCCCAAAGGAUGGAACGUGUUGGUUUGGUUUAGGAGUGUUCACCACAACCCUGACAUUUAUCCCCAACCCAAAGAAUUUAAUCCUUCAAGAUGGGAUAAUCUUGUACCAAAACCUGGAACUUUCCUUCCAUUUGGAGCCGGCACUAGACUUUGUCCUGGAAAUGAUCUUGCCAAGCUAGAGAUUGCCAUCUUCCUUCACCAUUUUCUUCUUAACUAUAAGCUUGAAAGGGUCAAUCCAGCAUGCCCAAUGAUGUACUUACCUCAUCCAAGGCCCAAAGACAAUUGUUUGGGAAGAGUCAUAAAAGUUUCAAAAUGAUGGAUCGGUCAUGGAGGGUAGAGAUGGAAACUAAAUAAAGUUUUAGCAUUUUAAGUCUUUUAUUUACUUUUCGAAUUAUGCACUUGGAUGAUUUAAUUAAAUCAUGGCUCAGGUCGUGUUUUACCAUUUUACCCCUAAUAUCGUUGAAGAUCCCAUUAGAGACAUCAAUUAUGGAUAUAGGGAUCAAAUUUUGUCUUAUUUGAUUUGAUUAAAGUUUGGGGGUUAUAUUAAUCUUUA
Molecule: messenger RNA, 1867 nt
Organism: Helianthus annuus (common sunflower)
Lineage: Eukaryota; Viridiplantae; Streptophyta; Magnoliopsida; Asterales; Asteraceae
Product: ent-kaurenoic acid oxidase 2
Exons: 7
Coding region: 152-1630 (492 amino acids)
Biological process (GO): brassinosteroid biosynthetic process; brassinosteroid homeostasis; multicellular organism development
Cellular component (GO): endoplasmic reticulum
Molecular function (GO): heme binding; iron ion binding; ent-kaurenoic acid monooxygenase activity
Source: RefSeq, a predicted model, not a curated record